AUGCGCACGAUCCCUGCGGACCGAACAUCGCCUGCGUCGUCGUCGUGGGCGGGGUUCGACUCUAACGGGCUCAAAACGUUUCGCUUUUCCAGGAAGGUCUGCGUGUCCGACGCCGAAUUGGUGCAGCGGGCUCGCAACUCCAGCCGCUCCAGUCGCCAGAGUAGACUGCUGCGCGUCCCGUCCGUGAUGUGGGAGUGCAAGGAGAUCUCCGGAUUCGCUAUGCUCUCGCGCCGGACGGGAGCUAAUGGAGAGGGCUUUGAGGUGCUCACGACGGGCGAAGUGGCCUGUGAGCCGGAGGACGUCGAGCCCAUUCUGUGUCCUCGGACCGAGAGUGACUACAACGCCGUGGCUCGGGAGUUCUUCGGAGACCAAUUCAUAUACGGUUCCAUUGUGCACGAGGUCCAGCCUCGAGGCUUCGGUGAUGACUCCGAUAGUGAAGAAGAAGGGGAGGAGGCCAAGCCGGACUUUCGUCUGCAUUGCGAUGACCACGUGGCAGUGCGAACUGCUUCCUUUACCAGGUCCCGCCACUUCGCCAAGAACGAAGAAUGGUGCUUCCUCGAGCACUUCCGCGCUCGCUCCUUGGCAAUCGCGAAGCCGUUUGAGACUAAUGGAUCGUCGCAGUCCUCCACUCCCUCGAUCAACAUCGACGACCCCACGGGUUUCACCAUUGACUUGAGCUCAAUGCCCCCAAGUGAGCUGAGCGCUGGUAAAAUGAGCAGUGACCGAGUCACGCAGCUACACGGGAUCGCUGCGACGUACACGGUAGAGCCCUUACCACCGACUGUGGCGUGUCCUGGUACUCGAGUCCGCGUGAGCUUCCACGCGACCUUUACCGCUCCCAAAAACACCCCGGAAGGGUACGCCGACGCGCAAACCGUGCGCGUGCGACUGACAGCCAUGGCGAGAAGUCUUCACCGACUGCCGGAGCUAGUCGAACAGCGACAGCGCCACACAAGUCAGUACAGUCUGCGAACUAAAAACUCGCGGUGCGUGGCGUGCACGAAGCGCCUUCGCAUGAAGUUGCUGGACGCCCCCACACGGCGAUCGAAGCGCUGCCAGAUCUGCAUGUAUCGCGCGUGCGCUUCUUGCUGGGCGAAACAGAGCGUCGAGACCUUCAGCGGCCACGCGACUUCCAUGGUUGUGUGUCGUCGCUGUCACGAAAACUUCGGAAGCAGCGACUACUCGCACAUUCAGCUGACGUGCUAA
This is a messenger RNA of Phytophthora sojae, 1206 nucleotides long. RefSeq lists its product as hypothetical. The record is from RefSeq and is a predicted model, not a curated record. Bases 1 to 1206 code for a protein of 401 amino acids. The transcript is spliced from 2 exons. Lineage: Eukaryota; Oomycota; Peronosporomycetes; Peronosporales; Peronosporaceae.